Molecule: messenger RNA, 1637 nt
Organism: Brassica oleracea var. oleracea
Lineage: Eukaryota; Viridiplantae; Streptophyta; Magnoliopsida; Brassicales; Brassicaceae
Exons: 6
Coding region: 560-1516 (318 amino acids)
Source: RefSeq, a predicted model, not a curated record
ACACGUGGCAAUCGUGUUCCUCAAUGGUCUGGUCUCUUUUGUCUGCAAGGUUUGCCACUCUAGGACCGUCGCAUCGCAAUCUUCUUCGUCCAUGUGUAUCACAUGGUGGUUUGUGUGACCCAAACACCAAACAUAAAGCUUCCAUACGACUGGACCACUAGAAGAAGCUUGUUCUUUUUUUUUACGCUUUGUCGAUCGCUGUUGGGAAGAUCACGCGACCUGUAUCCUCUCGAUCUCGGUGAGGAUUGUCGGAGGAAACAAAAAAACUCAGUCUAAUGCUCUCAUAGAUUGAUUCUCUCCUUCAGAUCUGAUAGUGAUUUUACGGAUUGUCAAGUGCUUCGUCGUCGUGGGUAAAAUAAAAGUUGCUUUUACUUAUUCAUCCUCAAGAGGAUGUUCUGUUCUUUGUUCAUGUUUUUUUUUUAAUGUCCGAAUUGGCUUGAGCUCAUGUUCUGUUCUGUCUGUGCUAUUGUUGGUUCUGACGAUCAAAGUUGAUUUUUUCUAGCCAUGUCCCAUGAUGAUAAACUUUUGAUUGUUCCAGUGCCUUAUAUUCAAGACAUAAAUGGGAAAGGCUAACAAUGCUGGUUCAGACACCAAGAGAAAUAUUGUCUCAAGUGUUUUUGAUCCUGCAUUCUCUAGAUUCGUUGGACUCUCUCAGAAGCUCCAAGCCCGUGUUAAGUCCCAGCUGAAGAAUUUGACCGCUGAUAAGCAUGGGAGGCAAGAUAAUGAAAUCUCAUCUAACUCCAUACAAAUGGACCUGGAGAAGCAGCUAGAUAGUUGGAGAGGAAACCCUUCGUGGGCUGAUCAACCACCAGUCGUUAAGGUGAGUAUUCCAAAAGGGUCGCUUUGCAAUCUCAAAGCUGAGGUGAACGUUGGUUUACCCCCUGAUGCAGUCUACAACAUUGUGAUUGAUCCUGACAACAGAAGGGUCUUCAAGAAUAUCAAGGAGGUUCUGUCGCGGAAAGUAGUGGUGGAUGAAGGAUUGAGGCAAGUGGUGGAAGUAGAACAAGCUGCUUUGUGGAGAUUUCUCUGGUGGUCUGGAACGAUCUCAGUUCAUGUCUUGGUUGAUCAAAACCGAGCAGAUCACUCGAUGAAAUUCAAGCAAGUGAAGAGCGGGUUCAUGAAGAGAUUCGAAGGAAACUGGAAAGUUAAGCCUUUGUUUGUGGACGAGCAUAUGUGCGAUCGUCUGAAACCGAAAACACUGGAGGAGUAUGAGCAGUGCACUGGAGGUAAAGGGAGGGUCGGAUCAAAAGUGACGCUUGACCAGCUAAUACAGCCGGCGAUUGUUCCACCGCCUCCCAUUUCUUGGUAUCUUAGAGGCAUCACGGCCAAGACAACAGAGAUGCUCAUCCAUGACUUGUUGGCUGAGACCGCUAAGAUCCGCAAACGUUUGGCAACCGGCGAAACGGAUGAUAGUCACUCGCUGGAUGAGCAGCAGAUUGUGAAUCCCGGAGAUAUAAAGGAGAGAUGGGCUGCACACAGAAGAACAUCAAGGAGACGUCGAAAAGAUUUGUGCUGAUUCAGUUCUUAAGGAAAACUGUAACCCAGUCCAUGAUUUUGGUUGGUCAUAGAAAUGUUCAUGACUUUUGGGAUCAGAUACGUAUACGCUUGCACUAAUGGAGAAUGUUGAAAUUUUUCUA